AUGUCCGGCGCACAAGCUUACGACCCUUACAAUCCGUUCAACGACGACGCCCAGAAGGAGCAGUCCGAACAGCCGUCCAAUAAGAACCUCCACAACCUCCAGAACACUCUGCAGGAAACGGCGGGAAUCAUGAGAAACAACAUAGAGGCAAUCAACCAACGAGGAGAGGUUUUGGAGGAUAUCGACACCCGCGCAAACGACCUGAGCACCAACGCUAAGCUGUUCAACCGGUCCGCUAACCAGGUCAGAAAAGACAUGUGGAAAAAGAACCUCAAGCUCAAAUUGUGUCUGGCCGCAGUCAUCUUCAUCUUGCUCGUGGUGAUCAUCGUGCCAAUCGCUAUUCACUUUAGUAAUUAG
Ogataea philodendri is the source of this 357-nucleotide messenger RNA. RefSeq lists its product as uncharacterized. Gene Ontology annotation, cellular component: SNARE complex; plasma membrane. The transcript has a single exon. Bases 1 to 357 code for a protein of 118 amino acids. Gene Ontology annotation, biological process: vesicle-mediated transport; vesicle fusion. Gene Ontology annotation, molecular function: syntaxin binding; SNAP receptor activity. Lineage: Eukaryota; Fungi; Ascomycota; Pichiomycetes; Pichiales; Pichiaceae. The record is from RefSeq and is a predicted model, not a curated record.